Oikopleura dioica is the source of this 381-nucleotide messenger RNA. The record is from the annotation of a GenBank genome assembly. NCBI's taxonomy places the organism in Eukaryota, Metazoa, Chordata, Appendicularia, Copelata, Oikopleuridae.
AUGAAGCUUUUUGCCACCCUCGCCGUCGCUACUUCCGCUCUCGACUGCUGGACCGGUAUUGGAACUUCCGUCGCCGACUUUGAUGCCAACAAAGUCAGUGUUACCUGCCAGGCGAACGAGGAGACCUGCCAAAUCACCGUCAGACAACGAGGAGGAGUCGUCGAGCAAGUCAUCGGAUCAUGCAAAGCUGAAGAUGCCUGCAAAAACAACCGAGCGCAGAACUUCUGGAAAGGCGACCAAUGCAAACCAGAGGACACAGUCGACGCUAACGGCGCUCAAAUCACCUCCGUCUGCAGAACUUGCUCCGACACUGCUGCCGAGCAGAUCGCCGCAGCUAGCUACGCUACCGAGGCUGAAUGGAAGACCAACCUCCUCGCCUAA